This is a messenger RNA of Microthlaspi erraticum, 816 nucleotides long. The record is from the annotation of a GenBank genome assembly. NCBI's taxonomy places the organism in Eukaryota, Viridiplantae, Streptophyta, Magnoliopsida, Brassicales, Brassicaceae.
AUGGCUGCACAGUCGUCGUCGAUUUCGCAACCGCCGCUUCCUCUCGCCGGCCGAGUGGCCAUAGUCACCGGAUCCUCCCGUGGCAUUGGGCGAGCGAUAGCGAUCCACCUCGCUGAACUCGGUGCGAGGAUCGUCGUCAAUUACACUUCCAAAUCCGCCGACGCUGAGCGUGUCGCGGCGGAGAUCAACGACUUGCCAGCUAGAGAAGAAAUCACCGGAAAGGGACCAAGAGCGAUCGUGGUUCAGGCCAAUGUCUCCGAGCCAAGCCAGGUGAAAUCGCUGUUCGACGCUGCGGAGAGCGCCUUCGAGUCGCCGGUUCACAUCAUGGUCAACUCCGCCGGAAUCCUCGAUGCCAAAUAUCCCACCGUCGCAGAAACAUCGGUCGAAGAUUUUGAUCGCACUUUCAGUGUCAACACGAAAGGAUCUUUCUUGUGUAGCAAGGAAGCUGCGAAUAGGCUAAAGAAAGGAGGAGGAGGUCGGAUCAUACUCGUGACAUCGUCUCUGACCAGAAGCUUAAGGCCUGGAUAUGCGGCUUAUGCAGCAUCAAAAGCAGCUGUGGAAACGAUGGCUAAGAUUCUUGCAAAAGAGCUGAAAGGAACAGGGAUCACUGCAAACUGUGUUGCCCCAGGACCCAUCGCCACUGAGAUGUUCUAUGAUGGAAAGAGUACCGAGGUGGUGGAGAGGAUAGCUGCGGAGUCUCCUUUCGGAAGGGUCGGCGAAGUGAAAGACGUGGUGCCUCUUGUUGGUUUCUUGGCUGGUGACGGUGGUGAAUGGGUCAAUGGUCAGAUCAUUCCCGUUAAUGGUGGUUAUGUGUAA